AUUAUUAGUCUUUGGAAGUACUGCAGUAUGAUGUCUUCUGAAGAUGGCAGAUUGCUUUUAUCCCUUCAUGAGCAUUCUGUCUUUUUGAACAGUAUAUAGGCAUUCCUCUCCCUCUCUUUUGGAGGAAUUAUGGGCAUGAGACUGUUAACUCAUUAAGUAACAUUGGACUUCUUCCGGAUGAUUUCUUCUCUUCAUCGGUGUGUUUUGACUCUUCAUCAAGAAUUUUGCUCAAUCUUUGCUUCAGAAAAGGGUUAGGUCCCAGCAUUUGUUGAACUUUUAAUCUUGGUUGAACCUAGCUUCUAAAUCACCUGGUGAUUCUUACAUCAUCAUGCUACGGAACAUGAUGUGAAGUUGAGAACUAGUGACAAUGAUGCACCGAUAAUCUGUCUAAAUCCAUUAUUUAUUGUUCUGGCAUGGAAUUUGGAUGGCUGGAGGGUCAGUAAGCACUGUUGAGUUUUGAGGAAUCUACCUUGGCCACAAGAAUACAACCAGCUAACUUUCUGGCUUUUCUCGAUCAUAGACCCUAAUCUGCUUCCGCGGUUCCCCUUGUGAUUUGAAGGUCACACUUUCUUAGCUGUUGCCCUCUUGUUCUGUGGAUCUGAUUCUAUGGCUUCUGAAUUCUCUCAUUUCCAUCGAGUGUGCUGGUGCGUGGGCAAGUCGGCAACUAGCUAGCUUGGGCAUUCUGCCUAUCAAAAUGAGAAAAAUUAUGAGAAAUUGGACUCUUAACCGAUGUCCGUCAUUAGUUACUAUAGUAACUUUAAUUUGCAUUCAGAUUCUGUGCUGUUAUGUCGAAUUGUGGAGUUUAUUUCAUCUUUUUAUGCUAGAACUGGUCCAUGCUUAGAAGUAAAUCCUUGAAGAGUUCUUUAUAUUCUUCUGAUGAAAAUUAGUUACUUUCUCAAACUGUAGGCUCAUAUAGUUGGGUUGGUAAGAAAAUCAGGAGGACAGAACUUUAAUAGUGGCAUGUUCAGAGGGUUUAAGCUUACGCCAUGUUCGGUGACCGCAUGAAUAGUGUAGGACUGGUAGAAUGAAUAGUAUUCUGUGAGAGGAAAUAAGCCAAGACAAGCCAAGUCUAGAUAAGCCGAACAGCCUCUUAGAUGGGCCCUGUUCAUUGCUUAAUAAUUAACCUUAUUCUGGGCUGGGCCUGCGCUAUACAGAUCACUGUAUGACAGUAGUAUCUGAUCCUUGGGUUGGUCACUAGGUCUUCUGUUUGCAGCACCAACUGUAAUCGAUCUUCAUUCAGAGCCCUCUUUAUUCUGAUCUCUCGAUUUGAUCCAGCUGGUGCGUGGUUGUUAGUAGUACUAGUACCAGCAAUUCUAUUCCAGGACUUGGUUUCCACUUUUGCCCUUGCGUUUGUCUAUUGCAUCAGGCUUACCUAGCCUUCUCACUUUGGACAAUCUUUAUGUAAGGCUGCAAGGGUUAGUUGUUCCUUGUUGAGCCCUGCAAGGAAUUGACUGUGUCGAGCUCCGAUCUACUCCACCCUUUAAGUAAAGCUCCUUCAGUUCACAAACUUGGCAAGUUAGAAGGUUAUCAGGCAUUCCCAAAAAUGAUUGCAACAUCACUCUGAGUUCAAGUAUCAAACACAGAUGUAUUCCCCUCCCUGCACCGAUCCUGAAAGCGAGGACAACCAGUGCUUCGCAAUCGGAACUAACCUGCUUGCUUCACUAGACCACGGCAUGGAUUUUGAUGGGCCUAUCGUCUUUCCAAUGAACAAUGUAGGCGUGCAAGAGGGGGUUCAGCUUUACAAUUCUGCUGGGGAUACUCAGCUAAGUAGAAAUAUGAACACAGGCAGGUGUUUAAAGGGUGGUAAAAGGAAGGGUUCUGGAGAGGACAGUUCAUCACUACAUUCUAUAGAUGAAACCGGUGCAUUGUUGCAGCGAGAAGUCAGCAUGGAGUGUCCUGAUGAGAAGCCAGGUGAUGCUGGUACCAACAGGGAGGACUACGUGCAUGUCCGGGCAAAGCGCGGCCAAGCCACCAAUAGCCACAGCCUUGCAGAAAGAUUUCGAAGGGAAAAGAUAAAUGAAAGGAUGAAACUUCUUCAAGACCUCGUCCCAGGUUGUAACAAGAUUACAGGCAAGGCCAUGAUGCUUGAUGAGAUCAUAAACUAUGUACAAUCUCUGCAGCGGCAGGUUGAGUUCCUUUCAAUGAAGCUCUCAGCUAUCAGUCCUGAGCUGAACCGUGAUCUCGAUCUGCGAGAUGUAAGAUUGCAAUUUGCAAAGUCCAACUGCGGGGCAAAGAACGGAUACAGUCCACAACUUAGCAGCGUGCAUCUUAACCUGUUCAGGGCAUCUCAGCAAGGUUUCUCGCGUCCAGAACCAUACGGGAUGACCCCAAAUCCAGCAAAUGUUCAUGUGGCAAGACCGGUUCAGCAGUUACUUCAGCUACCUGCAUUUCCACAGAGAGGAGUCGUCUGGGACGAGGAACAUCGCACCAUUGCUCCGGAUGCUUUCACUUCAGACGUCGGUGCUGGUGCCUUAGAGAAUUCUUGUGCUUUCCCAGCUUCUCCUCCAUUGCCAUGUUCUGCAUUUUUCUUGCAGGCUGCAGCUGCGUUCAACUUUGUGAAAUUUCUGAAGGUCCAUUUUGAUGUUACAGAUUCAAUGAAAGUGGAGUAACAAUCCUGCGGCUCGAUGGUGAGGACCUCCACAUGAUCACAUCUGAAAGCCUUGACAAUGACAACUUAGUAUGUUGGUCUGCUAUUGGGAAGCUUUUGCAAGUUGCAACGGUGGCACGGCCUCUCCUGGGAUGAACUAAUUAACCUUGGCCUUUAAUGAUGAACACGCAUCAUGUACAGUUGACUGAUCAAGGGGGUGAAAAGUUUGUGAUCUGGUCAAAAAGAUAAUGUACUAUGUUGGCCUGGAGCCCUGGAAUUUGUGACAUAGCUGGAUUAGUGAUUUGGCGAGUGAUUCUACCUAGUUAUUUGCUUGGACAACCCAGUUUUUGAGAAGCUUGAUAAAGUUCUGGUUAGUA
This is a messenger RNA of Panicum virgatum (switchgrass), 2964 nucleotides long. RefSeq names its product transcription factor bHLH63-like. The record is from RefSeq and is a predicted model, not a curated record. Gene Ontology annotation, molecular function: DNA-binding transcription factor activity; protein dimerization activity. NCBI's taxonomy places the organism in Eukaryota, Viridiplantae, Streptophyta, Magnoliopsida, Poales, Poaceae. Gene Ontology annotation, biological process: regulation of DNA-templated transcription. The transcript has 9 exons. Gene Ontology annotation, cellular component: nucleus. Bases 1584 to 2609 code for a protein of 341 amino acids.